Molecule: messenger RNA, 2868 nt
Organism: Aspergillus versicolor CBS 583.65
Lineage: Eukaryota; Fungi; Ascomycota; Eurotiomycetes; Eurotiales; Aspergillaceae
Exons: 3
Coding region: 1-2868 (955 amino acids)
Cellular component (GO): microtubule; cytoplasm; membrane
Molecular function (GO): GTP binding; microtubule binding; GTPase activity
Source: RefSeq, a predicted model, not a curated record
AUGCCUCCCACAAGCGAAGAUGAAGCUCUACACCAACUCCAACACGAGCAAUCCAAGCUGCUUGAUAUCAUCGACGAACUGCGCACUAUCGGCGUCGGCGGCCUUGUGGAACUCCCCCAGCUAAUUGUCUGCGGUAACCAGUCCAGCGGCAAGAGUUCUGUCCUCGAAGCGAUCUCGCGCGUCCGGUUCCCCGCGAAAAGCAACGUGUGCACGCGCUUCGCAACCGAAGUCAUCCUGCGACGGAGCGCUGUGUCGAAGAUAAAGAUCUCCAUUGAACCUGGAACUUCGUGCUUGUUCAAUAUAGAGCGGGCAAAGCAUCUUCGCAGCUUCACGAACGAGGGCUACUCUGACGGAAAUGAUCUGCCGGAUCUGAUCGAGGAAGCGAAGCGGCAUAUGGGGAUUGCGGAGGGACAAAACUCUGGAUUCAGCGAUGAUAUUCUCAAGGUCGAGAUCUCGGGACCGGAUAAGCCUGAGCUUACCCUUGUCGACUUGCCCGGGCUGUAUAUAUCCACCAGCCAGCAGCAGGGGAAAGAAGGGAUUGCGAUCACUCGCAAUCUGACGGAGAAGUAUAUGAUGAACGCUCGGAGUAUCAUUUUAGCUGUGAUCGGUGCCAAAACAGACUACCAUCACCAGCAGGUGUUGAAUAUUAGUGAGGGAUACGACUCUGAGCGUGAGAGAACACUCGGGAUUAUUACCCAGCCUGAUAUCCUUGAGGCUGGUUCGGAAGAGGAAGAUUCGUACUUGGCUUUCCUGCGAAACGAGAAGACACACCUGCAGCUGGGAUGGCACGCACUGAAAAAUCGAUCAUUCCAGACGAGAGACGUACCAGAUAGCGACCGCGACCAGCAAGAGAAGGACUUCUUUAAUAAAGGCCGGUGGUCCACAAUCUCACGAGAAUUCGUUGGAGUGGACAGUCUACGUCGUCGCCUGAGCAGCAUUCUCUUCAAGCAUAUCCAGCGCAACAUUCCGGAUCUGAUUUCCGACAUCAGAAAGAAGAUCUCUGAUCGAGAGCAAACGCUCGCAAGGCUAGGACCCUCUCGAUCAACCCUACCACAGCAAAGAGGGUUCCUACUGAACAUAAGCAGCGCCUUUGAGCGGGUCAUGACCCAAGCCUUGAGCGGCAUGUACGCUGACGAAUUCUUUGGCGGAAUGGGCGAGAUGAAGAGCUCGAAUGACAAUCGACUCCUCCGCGCCACGAUACGACGUCUGAAUGACUUCUUUUCAGAAGCGAUGGCCAUCCGGGGCAGCCGACGUAUUCUUGGUGGAUCGACUCUACCUCCGCGGUCUGUCGGAAACCCGUACAUGAUCGGCUGGAGUCCAAAGGUAAUCCAGCGCGAAAAGCUGGAGGAAGAAUCUGCCGAUCUUGCUCGCCGCAAUCGUGGCGCUGAACUUCCAGGAGUCGCCAAUCAGCUGCUGGUUGGGAGAUUGUUUCGCGAUCAGUCAAGGCCGUGGGAAGAAGUCGCUCGCAACCAUUUGAUAACGGUCUGGGACGCAGCGAGAUACUUUGUCCAUGAGCUUCUUCAGCAUUUAGCGGAUGAGCACACUUCCUCUUUGCUUGCCGGCUCUGUGAUUGAAGGAAAAUUGGAGAGGAUGAGAGAGGAUUUGCUGGCGAAGCUUGAUGAACUUACCCUGUAUAACAGGACUGGUCAUCCCCUUCCUCUAGGAACAGCUUUCCUGACGCAGAUUCAAAAAGCCCGAAGCGAUCGUUUAUUGGAAUCCUUGAAGUCAAAGCUAUCAUCCCCAGAUCAAUCGGCUACCUCGUUUUCGAUGACGGCCAUUGAACAUAGCAUUGCCGACAUGGAGAAAUCACACGACGAGUUUGCCGCUGCUGAUAUUGUGGCGAUUAUCACGUUUGUCAACAACGUGGCAACCCUCGCCAUUGAAAACUGCCUUGUUCAGCCCCUGCAGCGAAUGAUUACCAGUCAGGUCAUCAACGAUAUGGACGAUAAGCAGAUUCAGGAACUCGCCGCCGAGCCUUCCUACGUCGGUGAGGAGCGCGAGCGUCUGGGCAAAGAGCUCAAUAGGCUGCAGGCUGGUUUGCGGACCUUCAACGUCUAUCGUCCCAUGACUCUACCUUCUAGAAAUAUAAUACCGCAGAAGCCUUCUACAGCAAGCCUAAAUAACUCGAAUGCUGCAGUCCCCGUCACGGCAGCCCAAGCGGUAAACAGGAAGAGUAAACCCAUGCCCAGCACAUGGAAGACGCCAGAACAAGGGUCGAUGUUUGGCAAUGCACCCACAUUUACUACACCGAUGUUCAGUAACAGCCCCAGCCCCGGCCUGAAAGAGACAAAGAAGGCCGGACAAGCUUCAAUUGAGACCCCUGUUACUAAUGUUCCAAACCCUGAUCAGAAGGAUUCAAACCCCAGUCUCCUGACGCCUGACUCAUCGGAUCUCAGUGGUGGGAAGGCUAACAGCAAAGACAAGGCUCCAAAAGGCUUUGGUUUCUUUAGUUCUCCCGAAAGUACAAAGUGGUCCAGCUCUAAUACUGGCAGCGGCUUUGGCAGCUCUGAUAAUCAGUUUGGCCUUGCACCCGGCACUACUAGUAGCACCUUUGGUACUGGCGCGUUCGGCUCUUCAGCGAGCAAUAACAGAGGCGGCUUUGGCAGUUCUGGUACCCCGUUUGGUUUCCCAAUAAGUACUAUGACAAGCGGCUCGGGCACCGUCCCGUCCGGUUCUCCAGCGAGCAACAAUAGAAGCGACUCUGGUUCUCGGACGAGUACAGGUGGAGGCCUUAUUGGGGAAGGAUUUGGCCAUGCUACCGCUUCCAAUGGUAAGAAAAUCAGAGUGAACCUCCCCAAGGGAGCUGAUACAAGCCCUGGUGAGUCUGGAAAUCCUCUUCCCCCAAGCACAAAAGCCAUCCAUUGGUAA